AUGAUUAUCUUUGCGCUAUUUCUUCUCACAACCGAGUGCAUUGUGUCGGUUCCUGUCAUACCAACUCUUGACAAUACUGAGGAAGCUGCUCAAUACAAGAAAUAUUUAGAAGAGGCACCAAAAGCAAUAAACGUGGAUCCUCAAACAUUGGCUUCGGCUCGAAAAGUUUUUGGAGAAAAUUCUUCUUUAGAUGAUUUAUUACUACUUUGGAAUACAAGUUUACGAGAUAAACACGAUGAAACAAAACGUCAUCUAGUCGAAAAACUUAUAAAAGCUCAUUUGAAGAAAGCAGCAGAUAGUCAUCCUAACACAAUGGGCGGUAUUGUCUACAAUAGCAUUCCGGGAUAUGAAACGGAAUCACCGAAAAAGUAA
This is a messenger RNA of Schistosoma mattheei, 372 nucleotides long. The record is from the annotation of a GenBank genome assembly. NCBI's taxonomy places the organism in Eukaryota, Metazoa, Platyhelminthes, Trematoda, Strigeidida, Schistosomatidae.